Molecule: messenger RNA, 1851 nt
Organism: Hevea brasiliensis (rubber tree)
Lineage: Eukaryota; Viridiplantae; Streptophyta; Magnoliopsida; Malpighiales; Euphorbiaceae
Product: nuclear transport factor 2
Exons: 9
Coding region: 273-1691 (472 amino acids)
Cellular component (GO): cytosol; ribonucleoprotein complex
Molecular function (GO): mRNA binding
Source: RefSeq, a predicted model, not a curated record
ACAGAGACACAUUAAUACACAGAACACAACUAGAAAACUCUCUCCCACAGCUGCAACGGAAAUCUAUUGACGGUCGGGAAUUAAACGCAGGAUUUUGGAAUCCCUCAAGCUCCAAAACUCCUUCUGAUCUAUACCUUUUUCUGUGAUCUUUAGCUCCUACCGCCUCUUUCUCUAUUUAUCUGUCUUAAUUUUCUUCUCUCUCAGUCCAGAGAGAGAAUCUGAUUGCCUUAAGGAGGUACUAAAAUAAUAUAUAUAAAUAUAUUUUGGCACGGAUGGCGGGCCAGGCAGAAGAAUCUACCCCAACUGCUCAAGUGGUGGGGAAUGCCUUUGUGGAGCAGUACUAUAAUAUACUGUCCAAGUCUCCAGAGGUUGUUCAUAAAUUUUACCAAAAUUCUAGUGUGAUUAGCCGGCCAGAUUUUGACGGACUCAUGUUGUCUGCAUCAACUUUAGAGGGCAUUGACAAGAUGAUCCUUUCCCUUGACUAUAAGAAUUGUGAGGUUGAGAUAUUGACGACUGAUGCUCAAGAGUCUUUUGGAGAUGGCGUGAUUGUUUUGGUGACUGGUUUCUUUACUGGGAAGGACAACAUCAGACGAAAAUUUACACAAUUAUUCUUUUUGGCCCCACAAGACAGUCGUGCCUAUUUUGUUUUAAAUGAUGUUUUUAGGUAUGUGGAUGAUGAGGCAGUAGUGCCCAUUAAAAUCAAUGAUGCUGAUGAAGCUGCUCCAGCUGCUCCCAUCACACCAGAUCCUGAGCCAACUAUGGUUUCCAAUCACUCUGUGGUGGAUCAUACUCCUCUGUUGGAGGAAGAUACUGUUCAAGAUGAGGAAACUAGUCAUCCAUCAGACGAUGGAAAGAUUUCUAAUGUUGAUGAAGUUGUUUCUAGUCCAUCAGUUGGUACAAGUCAGAAUGAUGUGCCCCCAGUUUCAUCUGAUACGGUCCAUAGUGAUGCUCGUUCAGUUUCUGAAGCAAUUGUUUCUGAGGCAAUUGUUUCUGAUGCACAGGAGAAUCUUCCUAAGAAGUCAUAUGCAUCAGUAGCAAAUGAAUUGAAUUAUAAAAAGCAACCAUUUCAACAGAGGAUUUUACCUGCCAAACCUGUUGAACAAUCACCUGCAAUUGUUGUGCCUGAAGCAUCCCCACGCCCGGCUAAUAACAAACCUGUGGAAAAAAACAACAUUAAUUCAGUUAAGGGUUACUCCAUUUUUGUUGCCAAUUUGCCAAUGAGUGCAACUGUCGAACAGCUUAUAGAGACUUUUGAGAAAUUUGGGCCCAUCAAACCUAAUGGUGUUCAAGUCAGAAGUUAUAAGCAAGAAAAGAAUUGUUUUGGCUUUGUGGAGUUCGAAUCUGCAAAUUCCAUGCAAAGUGCCCUUGAGGUUUCUUCUAUCAAGAUUGGUGACCGACUAGCUCAUAUUGAGGAAAAAAAAGCCAAUAAUGAAGGUGGGAAAUUCCCACCUAGAAAGGGUGGUUUUCGAAGUGAGAGUUUUAGGAGUCGAGGAAACUUUAGUGGCGGUCGUGGCUAUGUGAGGAAUGAGUUUGACAAUCAGGGCGGAUCAUCUGGUGGUCAGUUCCGUGGUACUGCUAGACGCAAUGGGGAAGCUAACCAGAAAGUUUAUCAGAAUGGAGGAGGAAGAGUUGCCCGAGAAAUUCAAGGUCAAACUCAAACCCAAUCUCUUUCCCCACGUGGAAAGAACUAGUUUGUUGCUCUCUACUGAAUUUUGUUUUACUAGAUUUUUUUGGUCAAAUAUUCAGAUAGGCAAAUAUUUAGGCAAUGAGAUUGCGGCCUUGGCACAACUGAUAAGAGUAACUUUAAGCAUUUUGCACCAUCUAUUUAAGGCAGAACAUUUUUAUUAGAAA